Messenger RNA from Entamoeba invadens IP1, 657 nucleotides. RefSeq lists its product as hypothetical. Lineage: Eukaryota; Evosea; Mastigamoebida; Endamoebidae. The transcript has a single exon. The record is from RefSeq and is a predicted model, not a curated record. The coding region runs from base 1 to 657 and encodes 218 amino acids.
AUGCCGACAACAUUCUUUCCGUCUCGACGCAAUGCUUCCGAAUAUUUGAAUUUAAGUACCAUGACAAAGAGUAUUGCUGUUAAACUCACUUUAAUGUCAAAAGUUAUUCAACCCUAUGUGAAACCAAUCACAAAGUAUGUAUUGGACAGUGUUGUUAUCCCACACUCAUGCCCCCUCUUCGUAUCAAUUCCUGUGUGUCGCACGACUUGCUUCAGUUUGAUCAUUUGUGAUGAAAACACAAAGUACACAGAGAAGAAGAUAGUAGACAACCCCAUUCAAGCCAAUUUCAUUGAACCACAACAGACGUGUACGGUAUUCUCAACUCAAAAAUUUCAUUUGCCUCCUCUAGCUUCAUCGCAUUCAACCACUCAAAUGACUAUCAUUACCCCAGACAACGUCAUCGACUUCAUUCACCUGUUUUCGGUGAAACCAAAAUUUUGUCGCAAUGGCGAUCAAGUCACUUUAAAAGGUCCCGACUCCGUCGUUGGCUUCUCUUCAGUCAUCAAAGUCAAUUCAUACAAAAUCAAACGUGAAGGGCCACAGAUAAGAGGAAUACACCCCUUUGUGAUAAACCACGCGGCAGGAUGGACUGACAUCACUGUUUCUUAUCACAACCAAAACUACGUCUUGCCUUCAUUCAUUUACGUCCAACUUUAA